AUGACUCAGAAACUGCCUUCCUCCAGUCGGACAGAUACCAUGGUAUCUGUCCGACUGGACAGUCUCAUCAAUCUUCUCCAGUGUCUUUCCCUCGACGAUCAAAAGACACUAUCUCAGGCCUUAGACAUUGGCACGGACACGGGCACCGAUGGUGAUACAUCCAAUGAUAACAUCACCGUCAGAAUGGGCCUGGGCCCUGCCGCUGGCAGCACCGAAAUGGCAUUGGCUGCUCUUCCCGCUGUCUCUGAUGACCCCCCUGCUACAACCAUUGACAGUCCCAGGGAAGCUGCACCAGUUGCUUCUCCUGGCGCAGCUGCUGCCCAUAGUGCUGGCACCACUCCUACUUCUGCCCCCGCAACUGCACAUGCUGCUGCUCCCACUGUGGUUGUUCCUGCAGGGCAUGUCACUGUCUAUGUCGAUUACGAGGAAAACGACUCCUCUGAUGACGAAGAUGCGGCUGCUGCAGCUGCUGCACUUGCGAAUGAUUCCACAUUGAUUCAUUACCGCGAUACCUACUUCAAUGUCCCAGUUGAUGCCACCCCGCCGCUCUAUUAUGUGACUCGAGGUCGCUACAUCGGCAUCUUUUCAGGCUGGGAUGCAACCGGUCCCAAAGUGCUCGGUGUCUCUCGAGCCAUCUACCACAAGGUGGAUUCCAUCGAGCAAGGGAUAAACAUCGUGAAGGGUGCAAUUGAUCGCGGUGAUGCUUCGCAGGCCUUGUAG
Messenger RNA from Suillus clintonianus, 720 nucleotides. RefSeq lists its product as uncharacterized. The record is from RefSeq and is a predicted model, not a curated record. The transcript has 3 exons. NCBI's taxonomy places the organism in Eukaryota, Fungi, Basidiomycota, Agaricomycetes, Boletales, Suillaceae. Bases 1 to 720 code for a protein of 239 amino acids.